CGACGUUAACGACCCUUUUCGUCCACUCGGGUGGAUAAGGGAUUUUCAUCUCGCUUUCUCGACACCGACGUGACGAGCGAUUCCAGGCUUGUUUUAAACCUUGAACUUGCCAAUAAAUUAUCGGGCAACGAUGUCUAGAAUACCCUCUGAAUAUUCCACCUAACGCGGGCACAAGGCACGUGGUUUCGUAAUUUCGUUCAAAGCUUGUCACGUAUUUUAUGCCGAAGCAUUAAACGUCCGCAUGUGCCAUCGCUACGUCACAAACGUCUUUUUUACUCUUUACGUGCAAACCAUUGUAAUCGCCAUGUGUUUAUAUUGUAUUUAUGUAGAGGGUUUAAGCAUUCCAUCCAAGAGGCUACUGUCCCGUAGCGGACUGUUAAAUAAAUUACAGUCAAAUAUUAGAUGGAACUCUUCGUUGAAAAUCAGGGAUAAGGAAGCUCCUCAACCUGAACGUUCGUUCAAGUAUGCCGAUCUCGCGGUACGACUUGCCGGGCCCCAGCAGCUCCAACCAAAGCCAGAUGUGAGCGACCUUGCGUUUGGAAAAUAUUUCACGGACCAUAUGUUAAAGAUAUUUUACCACGAAGCACUGGGAGGAUGGCAAGUGCCGGAAAUCACUCCUUUAGAGAAUCUUGUAAUUCAUCCAGCGUCCAAGGUGUUGCAUUAUGCGAUCGAGCUAUUCGAAGGAUUGAAAGCUUACCGAGGUGUCGAUGGUAAAAUCAGAAUAUUUAGACCGGAAUUAAACAUGGAGAGGAUGAAUGCCUCGGCGUCAAGGUGUGGCCUACCCACUUUUAGCGGACAGGACUUGAUUAAAUGUAUUAAUCGGUUGAUCGGCAUAGAUCAAGAAUGGGUUCCGCAUUCCGAAGCCUCCAGUCUUUACAUCCGGCCUACGCUUAUAGGAAUCGACCCUACGUUGGGAGUCGCCACGUCGAGUUCGGCCCUGCUCUAUGUCAUUCUGUGUCCGGUGGGCAGCUACUUCAAGGACACCAACGAGUCCGGAGUAUCGCUUCUUGCCGAUCCACGCUACACGAGGGCCUGGCCAGGAGGUUGCGGAGAUCGUAAAAUGGGCAGCAACUAUGCCCCGACGAUUCAAAUACAAAGAGAAGCCGUCGAGAAGGGCUUGCAGCAAGUGUUGUGGCUUUACGGGGUGGAUCACGAGGUGACGGAAGUGGGUACCAUGAACGUCUUCAUGACUUACGUCAAUGAGAACGGAGAGAGGGAAUUGGUCACGCCUCCACUGAAUGGAUUGAUUUUACCAGGAGUCACGAGGAACUCCAUUCUAGCAUUUUGCAGGGAAUGGAACCGGUUCAAAGUUACGGAGAGGAUCAUUACCAUGAGAGAAGUUUGCCAGUUGCUCAACGAGAACAGACUGUUGGAAAUAUUCGGAGCCGGCACCGCCUGCGUGGUCAGUCCGGUGUCUUUCAUCGAUUUUGCAGGACAACCUCUCUCCAUUCCCACGCUUAAGCAGCCCGAUCCGAUUUAUAAAAUGUGCCAUAAAUAUCUUACCGAUAUACAGUAUGGCUACGUACCGGACCAUCCUUGGGCACUGUCCAUCGACUAGGACAUUUUGAUCGAAGAACCGCGGUGCUUCGAUUACCUUUUUGCUUCAUCGAGGGAAAAGAUCGAACGUCGGACUGUGCCAAGAUGACUGCAAACAUUUUAUCCUCGCUCGAUGCACAGGGAGGUUCCUAUAAGAAAGCAGGGCCAGUGACAAGUGUGCCUUAGAAAAGAUUGACUCUUGUUACUUACGUUCCGUUCUCGUUAUUUAUUGUAUUUUACAUCUCGACAAUAAUUGUACCGGAAUUCGGAGAGUUCGAACCGCUGCCAAUACUAUUGACGAAACGGACUUUCUCGAUCGUUUAGGUCAUUUUAUUCCGGGUGUUCUACGGUCUUAGAUUAGCAGCUCAUCAAGUCUGACGUGUGUACAUAUUUCCUUUAUCUAGGAGCUAAGUUAAUUUCACUCUAGAGCAAAGUUUGUACAAAACGUUUGUCUACUUUCUUAUUUCUAUUUUCCGGAUACAUCGUUACAUCUUAUAUCGUUCGGAGUGACGGUUGCUCGGCAAUUGCGGUUGAAUUUUUCUUUUACGAGACAAGCCAAAAAGACUUUUAGGGUAUUAAUCGGAGCUCAGGGUGUCGAGCGCUGGAUGCUCCUUUGCGAACAGACAGGGUACAGCAGCAUAGGGUGUAAUAUUUAAUUCGUUGGUUCGUAAUUUAUUCUCGCGGUCGCUCGGGAUGAUUAACAAACCUACCUUUCCUAUGACAUAUCGUAAGAAGGAACCGUGUUAUACUACAUUCGUGAUGAUAUAACCUACAGAUGACACGACUGAUAUUAAAAUAGUGCCAUACGGAACUUUUACAAGUAGACGUUUUUCAUGUAUAUCUAUGGAGCGUUCUGCGCAACGGUUACACAAAAUUCGUGGACAACUGUCGUACCGCGUUCCACCAUAAAUAUAUUGUUUUUGUUAA
This is a messenger RNA of Orussus abietinus, 2463 nucleotides long. RefSeq names its product branched-chain-amino-acid aminotransferase, cytosolic (gene Bcat). Gene Ontology annotation, biological process: L-valine biosynthetic process; L-leucine biosynthetic process. The transcript is spliced from 7 exons. Bases 242 to 1558 code for a protein of 438 amino acids. The record is from RefSeq and is a predicted model, not a curated record. Lineage: Eukaryota; Metazoa; Arthropoda; Insecta; Hymenoptera; Orussidae. Gene Ontology annotation, cellular component: mitochondrion. Gene Ontology annotation, molecular function: branched-chain-amino-acid:2-oxoglutarate transaminase activity.